AUGCCUCCCGCUGAGCAGCCACCUAAUGAGCAACCUGCCUCUCAAGAGCCUCCUCACCAGCAACCCCCUCAGCAACAGCCUUUCCCUCAGCAGCCUCCCCAUCAGCAGCCUCCCUAUCAGCAUGCCCCCCAUCAGGAGUCUCCUCUUCAGCAACCUCCUCCUCUCCAGCAGCCUCCUGCCGAACAGCCUCCUCUUGAGUUGCCCCCGGUUCACUUGCCAUCGGCUGAGCAGCACAACAGCGAGCCAGUAGACCACGCGCUUCCUCAUAUCGACACUUCACUCCCUCCGAUUGAUACGACUCUGCCCGCGAUGGAGGAACACGAACGUCUCAGUCAUGAACUGCCCCCGAUCGAUACAACGAUACCGUCGCUUCCUCCAAUUGAUACCUCUUUACCGCCGCUUGACACUACGCUUCCAGCUACGGACGGGCUACACACCGAGGAACCCGAUUUCUCGUUCCCGGAAUUGAAACAAAGUGACACCGAUGGCCAUGGGGCGGACCAUUCGCACCCACCAGGAACGAACGGGUUUGACUUUCCCGAUCACACGCCCCAUUCCUCGACCCCCGCCCCCUCCUAUCAUGCUCCGGUGAACGACACGCAUUCGCAGCAGCCGGCUCAGCAGGAGCAUUCUCAUUUGUCCCACCACACACAUCAACAUCAGCAGUCCCCACACCCAGGUCAACCGUCGCAACCUCAGAACCACUACGAGCAUCAAUACUCCCACAACCAACAUCAUCCGCAGCAGCAGCACACGCCAUCGCAGCAUGGAUCGCCAACCCAACAUCAGCAAGGCCUGGGGCAGUCGACACCGACACAACCGCACCAGCAACAGCAACAGUAUCAGCAGCACCAGAGCUCGGACAUGUAUCACAGUCACCAGUCCAUGAGUGCCCCGUCGAUGCAGACCAUGGAUCAUCAUUCGAUGCAGGGACAGCACUCCCAAAUGCCCCAGGCCCCCAUUGGUUCGCCUAUGCCCUCAAACAUGCCUCCGAUGACCUCUGUUGGCCAGUACAUGACGGGAUACCCUACCAACGUUGGUCAUAUGGGGAUGAAUGCCAAUUCCCAGAUGCGUUACCAGCUUUCGGGUGACGCCAAUAAGAUGUUGUCGGGCGGGAGACAUAAGAAAGAGGUUAAGCGUCGGACGAAAACAGGGUGCUUAACAUGUCGUAAGCGACGGAUUAAGUGUGACGAGGGUCAUCCUGUCUGUCGGAACUGUGUCAAAAGUAAACGGGAAUGUCUAGGUUACGACCCAGUAUUUAAACAACAACCAACGCCUUCUGCUAUUCAGCCCGCCCCGAAUCCGCAUCCUUCUUUGGUGGUAAAUCCCCAGGAUCCUUCCACCUCUUAUCCUCAAGCUCCUCCGGGCUACGUACCUGCCGCGUCGCAACCGUUUGCUCCUUCUGAAUCGCCCAGCACGUCAACCGACCGCUACGAUAGCUACGGAGCGCCCGUUGAUCACUCUGCCGACGUGAACAAUCAGCAGAACAUGGCCAGCAUACAGCAUGCCGUUGAAGGAGGCCUGCAGCCGACGGUCAACCCUGCAGCAACCAAUGCUACCGGCACCCCGUCGGAAGCUACCAGUUUCAGAGUGAAACAAGUGCAGAUCAGCGACCUUCUUGCCCUGCGAGGAAUCCCCCCUCCCCCUCCGCACCCCAUCACAUCACUGCCGCCUAAUCGGCUCGAGGAAAUCCAAGCCGUGUUCCUCGCAACGUAUGCUCCGGCCAUAGACAAGUUCUUCGAAACCAGGUGGUUCCAGGAUAAAGCGUUGCCCCAUCUGCUGGCAAAUGCACAGCUCAUGGCGGAGUACUCCGCCUUGAUUGAUGCCUUCAACGACCCCAAUCUCAACGACCCGAACGUGGUUGCCCGGUUGGAGAGUUUCGAAGCGUCAGUGGUGUGGAGCUCGAUGACUUUGUGCCGUCAUGUGAUGAACGUGUCCGGGGGAGCCCAGCCUGAGUACGAUCUGCUAGCGUCGGCGAAGAGACUGGACGUGAUUGAGGCGAUGAUCACGGGCGAGCAUCUGGACUCGAACCCUCUGAGCCAGUUCCCUACCCGGGAGCCGGCUGCCAAUCCCCCCUCGCUGCCGGAUCAGUUGACACAACGGUCGUUGGACUUCUGGAGCGCCGUCGGAUACUUUCUCACGCUACACGACAACGAAGCCAGCUCGGCUAAGGAGAUCGACGAUACCCUGGCCCGCUGCCGGACAUUGUUGGACACGUACGAGAACCGGGAUGUGAUCUACUCGAUCGCUAUUGCACGCCACCUGGGACAACGGUGGGCGGACUUUCCCCGCAGCUUCCCGCAACCGAUCACAACGAACGAGAAGGAUGCGGGAGCCAAGCUGUAUGUCGCACAGAAGUUCCUCGAACAGGAAGCCGGCGGCAAGGGCACAACACAAGUGAUCAAGCGCAUCUGCGGCAUGGUUGUUCGAUCCUGGAUUGUUUCCCGCGAGUGA
Aspergillus uvarum CBS 121591 is the source of this 2454-nucleotide messenger RNA. Its product is annotated as putative C6 finger domain protein. Gene Ontology annotation, biological process: regulation of DNA-templated transcription. The record is from RefSeq and is a predicted model, not a curated record. Lineage: Eukaryota; Fungi; Ascomycota; Eurotiomycetes; Eurotiales; Aspergillaceae. The transcript has 3 exons. Gene Ontology annotation, molecular function: zinc ion binding; DNA-binding transcription factor activity, RNA polymerase II-specific. Bases 1 to 2454 code for a protein of 817 amino acids.